Molecule: messenger RNA, 2169 nt
Organism: Bolinopsis microptera
Lineage: Eukaryota; Metazoa; Ctenophora; Tentaculata; Lobata; Bolinopsidae
Exons: 10
Coding region: 1494-1949 (151 amino acids)
Source: RefSeq, a predicted model, not a curated record
AGCUGAGAGGCUCGACCCCAUUUCAACAAUGUAUGGAUCUGGCCAUGGAAAUCGUGACCAGCAGCUGUACAAUCCACAUGGUUUUAUCGAAAUAGUUAACGAGAUAGAGCGUCACGAUACAAUGGAUCACUCCGCGCAGCACAUUGAGCGCAACUAUGGGUGCAGUGAACGUGAGAAUCACUACCGAUUCUGCGGGGAAGAGGAUUCGUACACAGCCGGACAUGAACAGUACGUGACAGGAGCUAGUGAGGAGUACUCUCCUGUCCCCAGAAGAGGAGAGGAGUACUCAAUGUUCGGGGGGCACUCGGACAAUUCGCACUAUGAGAAUCUGAAGAUUUACACUCCAGAAUACAGAACAGCGUCGUCGCCCAUGAUAAAAACAGAGCAGAGAAAACGCGGGGUGACCUGGAAAGAUUAUGAUGAUGGACACGAGCAGUGCAGGUUACAACUUCGAUCAGUUUCUCGAGAUCUCAGUUUAAAGUUACUGGAGCAGGAGGAUCGAUCAACGAACUUAGGAAAGAGUUGGAGACUAAACGAGGGGGUAAUGGAGUUGAUAUUUCGGAGAUAGUGAUGCGGGAAAGGGACAUGGCUUUGAACGAGCUCCGCAAACUAAGAGCAGGGAAUUUGUAACCACAAAAGCUUUUCAGGGGAAGCACGGGCUUCUAUCGGGUUCUGGGGACAAAAAGGGGGAAAGCCAGCCUUCUGACUCUUGAGGGGAAGUGGAUAGACCUCUCGGGACCGGUCUUAGGACCGCUAAGAGAAAGAAAGGAAGAGUGUGACCACCAAAUGGGCUGGUGUUGAACAGGGAAAGUAGGGCAUUGUUAGCACUCAAACAGAGUAUUGAGAUGAGUGGGGAACCGCUCCAACGCGAACUCAAAAACACACUCAAAGUCAAGUCAACGGAGUAUACGAGGUUCCGGGGACCGAACAUAGAAAGGCCAAGACCAAGUACAGGCAAGUUAAUACAAGAAGUGCAAACACACACGUGGGAAGGCAGGAAGGGAGAAACAACGGGGGGCACGUCGCAAUGCGGAGGGGCUAAGGUACGGACCUGGACCGUACGGGGCCGCACAAACCGGAAAAGCAGGGCGGGCACUUCAAACGGGGAAAGAGAUUACGGAGUGGAGUUGGAACGCGGGACCCAGCGGGAUGAAGCGUUUGAAGGAAAAGCCGAGGAGGGGGAGCGGAACACACAGCGGGUGAGACGAAGGCUUUGGAAGAAUGGGUGGAAGUAAAAGGGGAAGUUUGAAUUCCGCAAGUUUGCGGGGCAGGAUUGCCAAAGGCAAAGGAUCCACUAAAUUGGUGGGGACGACCAAGGGAGCAAGAUAACGGCGGAUGGAUAGUUUAGGGCGAUUUAUUGCGUGGGACCGGAUUGCGCCCGCCGGAAACGGGGACGGGGAAACGUGAGUUUUCUAAUACAGCGGCCCCCAGUUACCGUUGUACAUUCAUGAAGAAAAAACAAACGGGGCCCACAAAAGGAGAAGAACAACUCGAUGACGCUCUCCGACGUAACGUUCACGGAGGCCCGAACAAUCAGCGGCCGCAAAGUAAACGUGAUCAUGGGUAAAGGAGGAAAAAACUCGUCCCCUCGCAGUUCUGUCAGCAGCACCGACAAGGUGAAAACAGUGGUUCUGGAGGAGAACAGAGGGUACAUGGAGGGCUUGCAACACGUCGUCAGUUCGGAGAGUCCCGUUAAGAGGAUCAGCGACAUCGCCAUCAAACCUAGGGCGAGAAAAGUACACGGAACCAUGAUAAAGAUUGAGGAAGUACAACCAGCAGCCAGACCGAGAAAACCUGCUCGAACUGUCGCUCAAUCGUCUUCCAGUUCCACUUCUAGUUCAACUUCCAAACGUCCGGAAAAAAAUAAAAACCCCGGAGCUGAGCUAACCAGAAAAUGUUUCCAUUUCUCACCUGGAGGGCUUCGAAGUCAUAUGCGGCAAAUCUCGUAGUAAGGCCAUCUUCAUCAGCAAAAUCCUGAACACUGGACUAUCAACCGGCCCAGACGGUGUGAGCGUUGGGGACGAAGUGGUGGAAGCUAACGGUACUCCAGUCACAAACUUGUCAAUUGAAGAAGCGAACCAGGCCAUAAGAUGUCAGACCCCCGCUAAACUGGCUGUACGCAGCAACAGCUCCGCUUAUCUUGCAGCUAGAGAUACUUUCUACGUCAGG